GUUGAAUUAAUGAUCGUCGUCAUUUGGGAGCAGGUUCUCCAACUGAGCGGUUCGGUGGAAGAUGGCUUGGUGCAAGGUGGCGUGGAUUUUGGCGUUUUUCGGAUGCCUUAGUACUUCGCUUAGCCAAGUUCAGAUUCCAUACAGCUCAAGGAGGUUCCGUACAUUUCAAGCACCUAUUCAAGCACAGGGUCUUAUCUUUGGACAGCCUGGAAUUAUUUUAGGACAACAGAAUGCACAGCCUCGGCAAAAUGUAUUUGGGCAAGUGCGUGGUGGUGAGAGUGUUGUCUUUGUGGCAGAGGACUCCAGUGAUGCAAACAGCGAUUCAUUUAACACCUUGGGUAAUGGUCCAGUACCUUCUAGCGGAAUGAGUUCCCAACCUGGCCGAACAUUCCUGGACAUAUUUGGGGACGAUGCAGGCAGACCAGGUGGAGUGUUUCCCGGCACUUCUGUCCCUUUUAACAUUCCCCGUAACCAAUUAGGUGACCUUAUUGGGGGUGGAAGAUUCACUGGCUCUCUCCUUUCUGCACCCAGGGUCUUUCGGCCUCAGUUUGUGAAUAAUUUAUCUCCUGGAUCUACUUUUCAAUUCGAGGGUGACCGUAAUCCUGCUUCUCAACCCUUGAACCCAAGUUUUGCUGGAUCAUCGAGGGUUAUUCAAGCCCGCCCUGACGUGAUGCUGACUCACACGGUAACUGUAGACAGGUUCAUCACUACAACAGACGUCGUGUUUGUGAAUGAACCCCGCACGGCUACUUUGUUCAGUUUUGUUACCCAGACUUCUGUUACAACUGUGGUGGUUCCAACCUCCGUUGCUCGUAGUCUGGUGGUUACCACAUCUUUAGUAACUCGGGUUCCUGUCACAGUCACUGUGACCAGCGUUAAGUCGGAGUUCCAGUUCGUCACUCGCACGGAGAUACAAUACGUCACGCUAACCCACACGUCCCGUGCCUUUACCCACGAAACCCUCACCACUACAGUAACCAGGGUGUAAGACGGCAGACGGUGCCUACUACACUGAUCCGUACCAGUAUCAACACCAUCACCACCACCUUCACGGCAUCCCGCGUUACCACCUCCACAGCCUUCACCGGAGGCUAUUAUUGAUUUUCGUGACUUUGUUGAAUGCAUCUUCUAGAAUGAACAAUAAACUAGAAUGAUAUAA
Messenger RNA from Portunus trituberculatus (swimming crab), 1159 nucleotides. RefSeq lists its product as uncharacterized. The transcript has 5 exons. Bases 62 to 988 code for a protein of 308 amino acids. The record is from RefSeq and is a predicted model, not a curated record. Lineage: Eukaryota; Metazoa; Arthropoda; Malacostraca; Decapoda; Portunidae.